Molecule: messenger RNA, 768 nt
Organism: Alternaria burnsii
Lineage: Eukaryota; Fungi; Ascomycota; Dothideomycetes; Pleosporales; Pleosporaceae
Product: lamB/YcsF
Exons: 3
Coding region: 1-768 (255 amino acids)
Biological process (GO): carbohydrate metabolic process
Source: RefSeq, a predicted model, not a curated record
AUGCCAGCUAUCAAACAUGCCGUAAAGAUCAACGUAGAUUUAGGAGAAGGAUACGGAAACUUCAAAUGUGGUCCAGAUGAUGAGUUGAUUCCGCUCAUUGACCACGCGAACAUAGCAUGUGGUUUCCACGCCGGGGAUCCGUUGAUCAUGCAUCAAACGGUGCUCGCAUGCAAAAAGCACAACAUAGCCAUCGGCGCCCAUCCUGGCCUGCCCGAUAUUCAAGGGUUUGGUCGACGAGAGAUCAAGAUGUCGCCUGAAGAACUGACAGCGGCUAUUCGCUACCAAGUGGGCGCCCUGAAAGCAUUCUUAGAUGCAGAAGACGUACCACUACACCACGUGAAACCACACGGCGUGUUGUACGGGAUGAUGUAUCGGGAUAAAGAGGUGUGUCGAGCAGUUUAUGCCGGAGUACCCAAAGGGACAACUGUGUUUGGUCUUGCGGGUACCUUGCAUGAGGAGGUCGCGAAGGAGCUUGGAUUGCCGUUCGUCGCCGAGUUGUAUGGAGAUGUCAAGUAUAGCAAAGAUGGAACGUUGGUCAUUGAUCGGAAGAAGAAGCCAUGGCAUCCAGACGAGACGAGGAAGCACGUUCAAAGUCAAGUCGAGAGUGCGACUGUUACCGCCGUUACGGGUGAGGAGGUGAAACUCCCCAUAGGCGACCACGAGGUCUCGUUGUGUUGUCAUUCUGAUUCACCUGGAGCUGUGGAAAUUGUGAAGGCGGCGAGGGAGAUCGUUGAUCAAUUCAACAACAAGCACUUUGAGAAGUCCUGA